This is a messenger RNA of Suhomyces tanzawaensis NRRL Y-17324, 2810 nucleotides long. It is a transcript of the gene RIM20, whose product is annotated as Rim20p. The record is from RefSeq and is a predicted model, not a curated record. The transcript has a single exon. Bases 104 to 2377 code for a protein of 757 amino acids. Lineage: Eukaryota; Fungi; Ascomycota; Pichiomycetes; Serinales; Debaryomycetaceae. Gene Ontology annotation, cellular component: endosome. Gene Ontology annotation, molecular function: protein binding.
GCCACUACCCAUUCGCAGCCUUUGAAUCAUUCUCAACCGUCUCUAUCGUCCCUCAAUGAACACGUUGUAAACGCUCAGCACACAACCAUUGACUUCCGUGGCCAUGAACCUUCUUGUCAUCCCUCUUCGCCAGGCUCGUCCUAUGGAUCUUGGAAACGAGCUCUCGCAGAUCAUCCAACGGGACUACUUUCAGACCCCCUCCAGCUUUCACGAUGAUCUAGCCACAGUCACUGCCCUCCGCAACAAAGUGGGAGCCAUCACCAACGAAUCAGUGAGCACUUCGGACGUGCUGCUCCUUCAGGAGUACUAUCUGCAUCUUAUUCACCUCAAGAGAAAGUUUCCUCCUGACAGCAUCGAGUUUGCGUGGUAUGGCACGUUAACGUACGGACUCAGUGGCCCAGCCAAGUUGCGGUCAUUCUCCAUAGAGCAAUUGAACGUGUUGUUCCAAUUAGGCAGCUUGUUCUCACAAUUAGCCCUCAAAGAGUCUCGACACACUGACGAAGGCUUGAAGCAAGGCUGCGCAAAGCUCCAACUAGCAGCAGGAUGUUUCCAGAUGAUCUUGCUAGAGCAGGAAGCAGGAAUUCCCGUGCCCAACGACUUUACCCACGAUACUAUCCAGGCGCUAAAGUGGUUGAUGUUGGCCCAGGCCCAAGAGAUGGUGUGGCAGAAAGCAGUCAGCAACGGCAAGAUGAAGGACUCAGUGAUCGCCAAGCUAGCCAUCCAGACGUCAGAAUUCUACAGUGAAGCCUUGAAGUAUGGCAAUGCUUCCGACUACAUCAAACUCGAGUGGAUUAACCAUAUUACUGUCAAAAAAUUCCAUUUUCGGGCUGCCGCUUUCUACAGAGCUUCAAUGGGAUACCAGGAUACUUUUCAGUACGGGGAGCAGGUGUGUUGUUUGCGUGUAGCGUCGGAAAGUGUGUCAUUUGCAUUGAAACUGAAAAAGUACGUUAAUUCGUUCGUGAUUGAAGACUUACAGGGAUUGGUGGAUACCAUCGAAAGAAGCUUGAAAGUUGCAGAGAAAGAUAACGACUUAAUUUACUUGAAAGUGGUGCCAAACGAAAAAGACUUAAAGCCUUUAGUGGGAACCGUUAUAGUCAAACCUAUCGAGCCAAAAUUUGAGGAACCUACAAAACCACUUUUCGAAGACUUGUUACCUUAUAUUGUCAUCCAGGUCUCGCAAGCAUUCAGGGAAAGAAUUGACAAUUACAUUAAGGAGAAGUUUGCCAAUCCAGUAGUCAGUUUGAACAAGAUGAUGAUAGACUUCUUGACCGAGCGCAACUUACCGGCUUCUAUAGAUUCGCUACAGCAGCCAGAGAAUCUUCCAGAACUGAUUAUUAAGCAUUCACAGGAAAUUAUUGGCAUAGGUGGAACAAACGUCAUUGAAGAAUCUAUAACGGAGACAUCGCAGAUAGCUGGCCAAUGUAAGGGCUUGUUGCAGGAAUGCAAGAACAGAAUUCAGUUGGAAGCGCAAGAAGACGAUAUGUUAAGGCUGAGACAGGGAACACAGCGUUGGACCCGUGAAUCCAGUUCGGUAGCAGGGCAAAAACUUUUCCCCAAAGUCGAAAAAAUGGAGCUUUACCUCCAACAGGCAGAAGCUGGAGAUAAGUUGGUGUUAUCCAAGUAUUACGAUCUCAAGCCUUAUUUGGAGAUCUACUGUGGAGGAUACAAGACUUUGGUCGAUUACAUCCCUAGCUCCAAUUACACUCAAUUGGACCAGAAUAUCACCUCGAUCAUUUCUGACAUCAGAGCGGCUGUCAACGAAGCAAGAAACUUGGAGGACUCCAGGAAAGAUUUGUUAAGAAAUGUAGAAUUGAAGACUAAAGAUAAUCCAAUAUUGCCCAAAGUUAUCGAAGAUUAUAAGGUCAACAAGACUCGGAUAUACCAAAAUGAGGGAGUCAUCAGGGAGAGAGAGUUUGAGGGGGUCUUUGAGCUGCAUUUGGGCAUCUACAAUAAAGAGUUGAUGGAGCUCGAGGCCUUGAAGAACAAGCAAAUCUCGUUGGAGAGCGAGAUUGAUAUGCUCAACAAACGUUUCAUCUCCGAGUUUAACAUUAGAGUGAGCGAAUCACAACAAGCACGUGGCGAGAGCUUACAGGUAUUAGAGUCAGUCUACUCGAAGUACUUGGAUAUUAUCUCCAAUUUGAAUGAGGGGAACAAGUUCUAUAAUGACUUCAUUCUGAAGGGCACGGGGGUGUUGAAAGAGUGUGAGGAUUUCUUGUACAAAAGAAGAAUGGAGGGAAGAGAACUUGAGUUGAGUAUCCAACAUGAUCAUUUACCUGCUAGAAUACCGCCGGACGAGGUGUGCCCUAAGAGCCAGGCCCCUCAUGACAUAAGCUUGGCCGAGAAUAGUGCUCCUUCUGCCCCUGGAAAAUGGCAGUGAGGCUUACUAACAUUCAAACCCCAUUCAAUUCUGCUCUAAGGAUACUAAACUGUGAAUGAAGAACAAACCACAAUCUUCCAGCGAAGGGUCUACUAUUCCUUCAAAUGAAAUCAGAAUAGAGAUGCAUUACUUAUGUUUAUCACCAAUGGGGGCCUGAAUAGUAGUUAGCAUUUUUCAGUUGUCGAGUCAAAGUGAUACUGGCUAACACCAAUCAAAUCAACCUUUAUCGGUGACUAUUUGCAGAGCGGACUACAUCUUCAGAUACGCCCCAGGAUAAUCAGAGUUCCAUUUGCUCUUUAUGCUUCGCUGUAAUUCACAGAUUAAUAGUGGAGGCAUAUUAUAUGUCUUUUGAUGUAAUAAAUAGAUUGAAACUUCUAGCAGACCCCAACACAUACUGGCGUGGGAUAUUUAUAGUAAAAAUUACAAUUAACAA